This is a messenger RNA of Mycotypha africana, 2007 nucleotides long. RefSeq lists its product as uncharacterized. NCBI's taxonomy places the organism in Eukaryota, Fungi, Mucoromycota, Mucoromycetes, Mucorales, Mycotyphaceae. The record is from RefSeq and is a predicted model, not a curated record. The transcript has 9 exons. Gene Ontology annotation, molecular function: RNA binding. The coding region runs from base 1 to 2007 and encodes 668 amino acids.
AUGGCAGCAAUCGCACUUAACCGUCAAUUCAUUAGUCACUGUAGACGACAUACAAUAAGAUACUUAAGUACAUCACAAGCAUUGAGAAAUGAGAGUGUCUUCUCCACGAAGCCAACAGAAAUAGCAGCGACUGAAGCAACGAUAAAAGGAAAAACGUCAAACGAUAAAGGUGCAGCCAAAGAUGAAACUGUAGCAGCACGGGGAAAAAAUCACAAAGAAGAAUUGCUUCCAGAUGAAAAGCUACAAAAAAAAAUAGCUGAAUUAGAAUUACCACUGAAAAGCUCUAGGAGGAGUAUAGGCGACUCACACUCAAUAAUGAUUGAUGCGAUUGAAGCCUUUCGACCUCGACGGGAAGUUAUAACAGAACAGCAGUUGGAAGAUACAAAAAAGAAAUUGAAUAAAUCGUUCCGUGUGGAUCAAUUACGACAAUAUUUAAGUGCGAAUAAAAUAGAAAAGAUCAAGUCAAAGACAAAGGCGCAAGUGUUGGACAUUAUUUUAAAUCAGAUAUGGAAGAUCAAAACAGAGGAGUUUCUUCAGCGUGAAAAGCAAGCCAUAUUGAAAGAUAGACUGAAAAAGUCUAUCCCAGCAUCUAAACAGGAGCUGUUCUUUAUUAUUGGCGAUCAGGGAAAUACCAUAAAGUCAAUAGAGAAUAAACAUAAUGUCAAAAUAACGAUAGAUGUAGAUCAGAGCCUGUACAUUAUUGAGGGCGCGUCUCAAGCAGUAAAAGCAGCAGAGAAGGAGACACUUUCACAUAAAAUUAUAGAAGAGGAAAUGGAUCUACCCUUUGAUUUAAGCGACAACACACCUCUUAGAGCUGAAAUCGCUUACUCUCUCAGUGAUAUUUCAAAAUUUGCAAAGACUUAUGUAUCAUUUCAUCCCGAGUUCAAAAAUAAGGUCUUGUUAUCGAGCUUGGAGCCGGAAAGUAUAACUAACGCAAAACGUCUGCUAAAUUUGAUGUUUACGGAGCUUGACCAAAACGGAAAAUCAUCACUAAACAAAUCAGACCAUAUAAUCGUCAAGAAGCCUUCAGAUUUUGUUGCAGUACCGUUUUCAGACACCCGCGCAAUGAGUUUUUAUGAUAACGCUGCUCUAUGGAGUCGAAUAAUUUAUAACAAUAAAGACAUCAAUAGCAGCGAUGAAAACGAUAUCGAAGAGGGAUAUCAAUUUCUAAAUGGGCAAAAGAUCGAAUCAUUUGACCAUAUCAAGGAGACGUUACUAAAGCCAUUCAAGUCAGAUAAUUCAGCAACAGUUUCAAUGGAAGCAAGAUUUGGUCACUUACUUUUCAACUAUGAUCAACAAACGUACAGCCCUACCAGUUUGAAAGAUAUCUAUAGUAACAGUCGAAAUCAGUUUUUUAAUACAAUGCCGCCCUUCUCACUCGUUCAAUCCCUCUUACCCUUCAAAAACAAUUUUCACGAAAGAAGCAUCAAAGUCGAGUAUGUUGAUCAAUCCUUACUGAUCUCUCCUGAAACCCAAAAUAUCGACAGACAUUUGAAGCUGCCAGGUUUGACGAGGUUAACCAUAGAAUUCUUGAUAAACGACGAUGGACAAUUAAAACUGAAGAACAUCAUUGGAGAGAAAAAUAGAUCAGUGAUAGAUUUACUGAAUGUUGAAGGAAAUAUCGAUGUUCGCUUAAUAGCCAAAGCAUCAAUAAGUUAUACUACAAACAAUAAUAUCACUGCACCGUUGGAAAAGCUAACAAAUAGCUGUGAACUAACGAGGACAAAUGAACUUAGUGCACCACUAAACUUUAACUUCUCGGCAGAGAGUAAAUUUGUUUUAUCGGAUAUAACUUCCAUAUUAAAGAAGAAGUUCAUCUACAACACUCAUGCCGUCCAUCUUAACCAUAUUGAACACCAAGACAAGAAAACAAAACGAACUGAGCUUAUCGUAAACUCAAUAGAUCCUAAGUCGCCAACAUUGAGCGCAAUCAAUACAUGGCCUAGCUUCUCAAAAGCAUUUACUGAUUUAGCAUCAAGAUGGACCUACUUUGAAGAGCUAUCGUAG